AUGACUACUAACACCGUGCCAACCAAAUCCGAAAUCCUUCGUUCGAUCCCUGACGCCGAGCACCUGCUCCGCUACUACGACGAGCUGUCCGUCGAGCAAAAGGCCAAGUUGGUGGCCCAACUGAAGUCGCUCCACCUGUCCGAAGCCCGCAAAUGGUUCGUCGAGUCGGCCGAGCAGAAACUGCCGGCGACAUCGGAGGAUCUGAAGCCGGUCCCUUUGUCGCAUUACUUCGUGUCCGGGGACAUGCACCGACCGGCGAUGGACACUUACUGGGAGGCCGGAAUGGACGCGAUUGAGCGCGGCGAGGUGUGCGCGAUUGUGCUCGCCGGCGGGCAGGCGACGCGUCUCGGCUCGGACCGUCCGAAGGGCACCAUCCCGUUGGGCAUCGACGCCGCGUUCGGAGACUCGCUGCUCGGCAUCCAGGCCGCCAAGAUUGCGUUGCUCCACGCGCUCGCAGGAGAACGCGAUCACUUGACGCCCGGAAAGAUUCAUUGGGCGGUGAUGACGUCGCCGGGCACGGAGGCCGCCACUCGGGAACACGUGAAGGCGUUGGCCGCGCAUCACGGAUUCGAUUUCGACGAGCAGAUCACGAUCUUCUCGCAGGACGAGAUUGCCGCGUACGACGAGAACGGAGAGUUUCUGCUCGCCACGAAGGGAUCCGUCGUCGCCGCGCCAAGUGAGUUUCGAUGGGGUCCUAUGACUUUGCACGAUUAUUAGGGUUGUCUUGGAGUUUCCAAAACAUGGCUGAUAAUCGUGCAAAGUAACGGUCUCGCUUGUUCAACACGUAAUCGCAUUCUGCAGACGGAAACGGUGGCCUGUACUCGGCGCUCUCGGCCCAUCUGCCCCGCCUGCGCGCGAAGGGCAUCAAGUACUUCCACGUGUACUGCGUCGACAACAUUCUGUGCAAAGUGGCCGAUCCGCACUUCAUCGGCUUCGCCAUCACCAACGAGGCGGACGUGGCGACGAAGUGCGUGCGGAAGCAGAAGGGCGAGCUCGUCGGCUCGGUGUGCCUCGAUCGGGGCCGCCCGCGCGUCGUCGAGUACUCGGAGCUGCCGCCGGAGCUCGCCGACUCAAAGACCGCCGAGGGGAAGUACGUGUUCGGCGCCGGCUCCAUCGCCAACCACUUUUUCACGAUGGACUUUAUGGAGAAGUACGUCUUCUAGACUCUUUCUUCCUUCAAACCCUUUUUUCUCUGCAGAGUGUGCUCGCCGACCGCCCGUCUUCCGUACCACCGCGCGCACAAGAAGAUUGCGUUCGUCAAUGCUCGCGGCGAGCUGGAGAAGCCGACGAAGCCGAACGGAAUCAAACUCGAGCAGUUCAUCUUCGACGUCUUCGAGCACUCGCAAAACUUUUUCAUCUGGGAAGUGCCGCGCAACGAGGAAUUCUCGCCGCUCAAAAACGCCGAGGCGGCCGGAGUGGACUGUCUUAGCACGUGCAAGGAGGAUCUGGCCAGUGAGUGAUUUGGGGACCUUUCUUUUUGUCCCUCAUAGUGUUCAACUUUGAAAGAAAUAUCGAUUUUCCAGAUUUUUACUUGGAAUUUUCUAGUACAAGCAGGAAAACAUGCUGUUCCGAAAUUGUUGUUCGCCAACGUUUAGGCUAGCAAAGUCAGAAUCCGAUUGGAUAAUAGAUAAUCUCAAGAAGAGCCAAAGUUGUCGUGACUUUCUAGAAAUGCACUUUUUUUUGCAGACCUGAACGCGAUUUGGAUCGAGCGCGCGGGCGGCAAGAUCGGGCUCGCCGAGGAAGUGUUCCUGAAGACGUUGUGCUCGUACAACGGCGAGAAUCUGCAGGAGCUGCGACAUCGGGAGGUGUCGCGCGAGACGCUCGACACGGAUCACUCGAUCAACAAGUUCUUCGUCGGCCACUAA
This is a messenger RNA of Caenorhabditis sp. 36 PRJEB53466, 1865 nucleotides long. Lineage: Eukaryota; Metazoa; Nematoda; Chromadorea; Rhabditida; Rhabditidae. The record is from the annotation of a GenBank genome assembly.